AUGCGUCUCUCUUUUCAAUUCACGCUACUGUUAUUGGCCAUCUCUUUUUCUACCAUCACUUCCGCACCUGCGGAACCGUCAUCUGCACUAGGAGUCGCUACUCCACCAGGGGGGGCCAAACCACUUGGAGGUGAAGACGCCAAAAAGACAGAGGGUGAAGCUGCUAAGAAGCCGGGCUUAGAGGGUAUUGGAUCGAAAACUUUAGGUGCCGAAAAAACUGAUGGUCCUGGAAAACUCGAGAGUAAAUCGAAAUCUGAGGGUACUGGAAAAUUUGAGUCAGGCGACUCAAUGUGUACAUGCCAAUGUUCAUGUAAACCAACAUGUAAAUCAGAACCCAAGCCAGAACCCAAGCCAGAACCCAAGCCAGAACCACCAAAGGCAGAACCACCAAAGCCAGACAUCAAAUCUCCCGAGGGAAGUUAUCCAUCCUCUGCUAUGGGUGGCUUUUCUGAGCUUGGAAGUCAAAUUCAAAUCACUUUCUUGGCAAUCAUGGUUACAAUAAUGACACUCUAUACCUGA
Melampsora larici-populina 98AG31 is the source of this 519-nucleotide messenger RNA. RefSeq lists its product as uncharacterized. The transcript is spliced from 5 exons. Lineage: Eukaryota; Fungi; Basidiomycota; Pucciniomycetes; Pucciniales; Melampsoraceae. The record is from RefSeq and is a predicted model, not a curated record. The coding region runs from base 1 to 519 and encodes 172 amino acids.